AUGGCAGAUAUGGGAGAAAAAUACAAUACGAAAUGCCCCGGAGUGAAACGUUUAAUGCGAGAGGCCAUGGAAUUAGCGGAGGCUACCGAAGAAUAUUGUGCCCGACCUUUAGAAGAUAAUUUAUUCGAAUGGCAUUUCACCGUACAAGGUCCUAAGGGUACCGAGUUUGAGGACGGAAUUUAUCACGGCAGGAUAUUAUUACCAAAAGAAUAUCCUAUGCAUCCACCUCAUAUAAUACUUCUAACGCCGAACGGAAGGUUCGAAGUUAACAAAAAAAUUUGUUUGUCUAUCUCAGGGCACCAUCCUGAAACAUGGCAGCCAUCUUGGUCUAUCAGAACAGCUUUGUUAGCUUUGAUAGCGUUUAUGCCAACACCUGCAGAAGGGACUAUUGGAUCACUUGAUUACAGUCCAGCGGAACGUAAAAUUCUAGCUAAGAAGUCAAGGAAUUGGGCUUGUCCUCAAUGUGGAGAAAUAUCAAAUCUUCUAUCAUCAACUGCAGCUAAACCAAUCACAGAGGAGGAACAAUCAGUUUUGAGCCAGAUAGCAUUUAAAGGAGAGGAAGAGCAAACUGCUAAACCACCAGAAGAUCCUGCUCAUGAUGUAGAACCCCAAAGCUUGGAAUCCACUGAUAACACUACUAAUUUCCUGGACCAACUAACUGAGAUUCUUGUUGCAUUACUUAUUGGUGCAAUAGGCAUAUUUAUAUACAGACGCUGGAAUGUCCAUGAAACUGUAGGCAGUGAUGACUUGUAA
Molecule: messenger RNA, 753 nt
Organism: Parnassius mnemosyne (clouded apollo)
Lineage: Eukaryota; Metazoa; Arthropoda; Insecta; Lepidoptera; Papilionidae
Source: the annotation of a GenBank genome assembly